Molecule: messenger RNA, 3221 nt
Organism: Exophiala viscosa
Lineage: Eukaryota; Fungi; Ascomycota; Eurotiomycetes; Chaetothyriales; Herpotrichiellaceae
Product: glycosyl transferase family group 2-domain-containing protein
Exons: 2
Coding region: 226-3063 (945 amino acids)
Source: RefSeq, a predicted model, not a curated record
UCUGUGCCUUGUCAGUAUUGCAAUGUCAUGGACGAGACCAGACAUAUCAGAGUGCCAACAUCCAAUCUUAGCGGUUCGUCAUUUCCCACGAUCAACAUGUCUUACUAUGCAUUUUCUCUGGACGGCUUCUCUCACCUCCGCAUCGCGGCGGCGCUGUAAGCCCGCCCACAGCCCAGACCAUUUUCUCUGCCCAUCUCGCGUCGUCUCUGGAGCGCUCAUAUCUUGAUGAAAACCCACCUUCUCCGAAUCCCUCCUCACAAGAACGCACCACCACCAAAGCUCGUUCCAAUGUCACCCAACGACGAAGCAGAGCCCCAGCCCUCAAUACUCAUUCAUGAUGACUCUUCUCCAGUCUCUCCUAACAUACCAACCCUCCUCGUUACGGAUCAGGUGAUGGCCACCGACACCGACCUGCCGUCUACGUCCAGCACUCCACCAACAUCAGAACAGAACGUCACUCCGGCACACUUGUCGAGUUCCGGUUCAACCGCAGGCGUACAAGUCGGCGUCAACUCCCUUCCACGACUAAAGACACUGCUACACCGAGAAAGCGAUUUUCGUAACAGCUCGACCACAGAACUGCGAGACCUCAAAAAUGACAUGAUGUGCAACUGGCUCCAUCAGCAACAGCUCGAGCGGAUGUGGUCGACCAAUGGCAUUGAGGAGGGCGUCAUGUUGAAGAAAGCAAAAGACGACUACAAAUGCGCUCCAGAAGACCUUCGCUCCCGUCCGGACGGCUUGUUUGGUGCAGUGCAAAAGCUCAACGUCAAGUGCGCGAUGACAGUAAACACGGCCAUCAUCAAACUCUUUCUCCAUGACAACUCGCUCAAGUAUGUGCCCCUGGAGUCGGGGCUGCGCCUUCAAAUUCUGCCCAGCAUCUCGUACUUGCCCGAAUGCCAGAAGCACCACUUUGCCGCCUUCAUCCAGGAUUACAAGAUCCUCGUGGUCUGGGAUGACGACCCCAAUCAUCUCUUACAACGCGUCCAAAACAUCGAAGAACAGCUCAUCAGCAUGGUCUGGAAAGAACAGGCCGAUGACGACGAAUCUGCCCCUCCAUACACAAGCGCAAUGCCCAGCACGGUCAAUCUGAACAGCGGCGAAGGAGAGCAAGAUGUCGAAAACACAACGGUCCUCCCACAUCGACGAAUCGUUCUAAUCCAACCCAUACUCACAGCCAUCACAUUGAUCCUGCUCAUCAGCGCCAUCAGCACCGGCUGGCGAGCGAUGGCGAUCGAAAUCAAAGUCGACAAGAACUGGUUGCGGCUCGCAUUUCUGCUUGUCGUCCCUCUCCAAUGCUGGCUAGGUCUGUUCUUCAUGCAAUCCACCGCAUCAUGCGUAGCUCAGAUUUUGGGUCCCAUCAGCCAAAUGUCGGCCAAUACCAAGUUUUUCUCAGGCCAAGCGCCACCCCGUCUACCACUCACUGCAUCCUUCCCGCACGUCACGAUCCAAUGUCCAGUAUACAAGGAAGGAUUGAAGUCAGUCAUCGACCCAACAAUCAAGUCUAUCAAGGCAGCCAUAUCCACAUACGAAAUGCAAGGAGGCACCGCCAACAUCUUCAUCAACGACGACGGCAUGCAACUCAUUCCGCCUGAGCAGGCCCAGGAGAGACGCGAGUACUACGACGAGCACAACAUAGGCUGGGUCGCCCGACCAAGACAUGAUUCCAAGCCAGCCAAUGAUGAACGCGCCUUCCUCAGAGCGGGCAAGUUUAAAAAGGCGUCCAACAUGAACUAUGCAUUGAACGUGAGCGCUCGAGUCGAAGACAAACUGUUUCAGGUUGUCCGCCACGACUCCUGGACAGCAGAGAACGAGCGCGAAGCUUACGACAACGCUUUAGCCGAAGUCAUUCGUGAGGAUGACGGACGUACACAGGCUGAAGGCAAUGUUCGUAUAGGCGACUACAUCCUGCUCAUCGAUUCCGAUACCCGCGUGCCGGUCGACUGCUUCCUCGACGCGGUCAGCGAGAUGGAACACUCUCCAGAAGUGGCGAUCAUCCAGUUUGCUUCAGGCGUCAUGAACGUCACGGACAGCUGGUUUGAACAGGGCAUCACCUUCUUCACGAAUUUCGUGUACACGGCCAUUCAGUACGCUGUGUCGAACGGGGACGUUGCUCCAUUCGUGGGACAUAACGCCUUUUUGCGCUGGUCAGCAGUGCAGGAUGUCGCAUUCACGGAGACCGACGUGAACGAUGGCACGACAAAAGAAAAGUACUGGUCUGAAGCCACUGUUUCCGAGGACUUUGACAUGGCUCUCCGGCUACAGACGAGCGGAUAUAUUCUGCGUCUAGCUUCGUAUACGGGUCAGGGGUUUAAGGAAGGCGUCUCUCUGACCGUCUAUGAUGAACUUGCGCGCUGGGAGAAAUACGCAUAUGGCUGCUCGGAGUUGAUCUUCCAUCCCUUCGCGCAGUGGUUCACCAAGGGCCCUUUCACACGUCUAUUUCGCAACUUCAUCGCCAGCAACAUGCCACUGCCUUCGAAGAUCACUAUCAUGGCGUACGUGGGCACAUAUUAUGCUCUCGGGUCGGCUUGGUUGCUCACGCUACUCAAUUAUUUCCUUAUUGGUUGGUUCAAUGGCCAUCUGGAUCAUUAUUAUGUCGACAGCUUCACUAUCUACUUUUCCCUGAUCGUCAUAUUCACUGGCAUGGGUAAUCUUUCGCUGGCGGUCAUGAGGUAUCGCAUCGAGGAGAAGACUUUGGCUUCAGCAUGCCUCGAAAGUUUGCGCUGGAUUCCGCUACUCACGAUCUUCUUGGGUGGCAUUUCGCUGCACGUCUCUCAAGCCAUCUUGAGCCAUCUGUUCAGCGUGGAUAUGAGCUGGGGAGCCACGAGUAAGGAAGCCACCGACACCAGCUUUUUCAAGGAAGUCCCGGUCGUCUUGCGCAGAUUCCGUUUGACGUUUGCCUUCUGUACCGCUCUGAGUCUGGCAUUGAUCGUCCUGUCAGGAUUUGGACCAGUUGGCAAGUUGGUUCCGUAUGAUUGGCAAAUAACGCUCUUCACUGCCAUUUGGCCUCUGGCAGUAGUCAUUGGUAAGACUCUCCUGCACCAUGAUUCUCCCGCGCCUUUCUGACAAGAGUGUUUCUAGUCUCGCAUGCAUUGCUGCCGCUUGUGCUGAAUCCCGGUUUGAUGCAGUUCACAUUCUGAGUCUGGAGAAUUGGUGAACUUCAUAUUAGUGAAGCAGGAUCGAAUAAUUGGAUGGGGGGGUUGCUUUUGACAUCUGAUCAUUGU